AGUCAACUUUUAAUCCGCUUUUCGAUAAGUGCUCAACAGCGUGCCGCGAUGCUUCGGAAUAAGUCGUUUGGCGGCGGGUCGCGUUUCGCGAUAUUAGCGACGCUUCUGGGGCUGGGAAUUUUCCUACAAGGUUUCGGUGACGUUGUUGGCCACGAAGAGCAUGAUCCCCACUAUUGGCAGCAUCAGGCUCACGAGUUGCUGUUCGAGAAGAAGGAUUACACAAUGCAGAAAAUUAACAUCGCUAAAAACAUAAUGGUGUUCGUCGGAUCGGGAAUGUCCCAGGCAACAAUCACUGCGGCCCGAACCAUCAAUGGCGGCGACAAUGAAACAUUUGCCUUUGAGAAUCUAAAGUGGAGCGGAAAUGCCAGGACAUAUUGCGUUGAUAGCAGAGUUCCAGAUUCGGCUUGUGCCAGCACAGCAUUUUUGACUGGAGUUAAGAGUAAUGUAGGAACAGUGGCGAUGCAUCCUCAAGUGAAGCGGAAGGAGUGUGUUCCUUACAGUGACAAAACCAAGCAACUGGAGUCUAUUGCCAAAUGGGCGUUGGAUGCUGGAAAAGCUGUUGGUUUUGCCACAACGUCUCGCGUUACGGCUGGCUCGAAUGCGGCCCUGUACGCCAACUCGGCCGACAAGGACUGGGAGAAUGACGGCGCCGUGUCCGCGGCAGGAUGUAACCCGACCGAAGUCAGAGAUAUCGCCUACCAACUGGUUCACGGAGACAUUGGCAAACACUUUAAGGUUAUUCUCGGUGGGGGCAGGAAGAACUUUAUACCGACGUCGGAAAUCGACAAAACAGGAGCUCGUGGAUUGCGUGCCGACGGCAAGAAUCUCAUCGACGAGUGGAAGAAAUCCAAGACCGGAAAUGCCGUCUACAUCCAUUCGAAUUUCGAGCUCAAGUGUAAAAUCAAACACAAGGAAAUUGGAUAG
Molecule: messenger RNA, 924 nt
Organism: Uranotaenia lowii
Lineage: Eukaryota; Metazoa; Arthropoda; Insecta; Diptera; Culicidae
Product: membrane-bound alkaline phosphatase-like
Exons: 6
Coding region: 49-924 (291 amino acids)
Biological process (GO): dephosphorylation
Molecular function (GO): alkaline phosphatase activity
Source: RefSeq, a predicted model, not a curated record